AAUUAUCUAAAUACUUACUCUUUCAAAUUUUGGCAUCAAAGGUCGGCCAAAGCACGCAAGCAAGGCUCUUGCCUCGACUUUAGAUAUUAAUUGUUUUGCAGUACAUUUUCGUUCAAGAAGAACACGGCGGAUUUCCAUCCGUACUCAGCAAACAUUCAUUCGGAUUGCAAAUAUUUCCAACUCACUGAACUCUCUCAGCUGUAGUUAAUCACCCUUCAGAUCUCCAAUUCGCUAAAGCACUUUUGCAAAACGUAAUUACAAGACAGUUUUUUUUGCUAUUCGCAAACGCUAUUUUCACCGCGAAGUAGGAGUACUCCGUCUGCAAUCUCUUGGGUCGUCAUCAAUGGCGGAUCGGCUGCGUAGUUUCUUUAAGGGUGAGGUCCUCACUUACGCCUAUCUUCUUCUCUACAUCGCGCUCUCCAGCGGCCAGAUCUUCUUCAACAAGAUAUGAAGGGAAACGAAAAGAAGCAGCUUUUCAAAGAAGCAUUCUAAUAAACUAGCUCGUACUCCCUAAUUGCUUUUCCAGUAGCAGUUGUUGUGGGCUUUUGUUCUCUAAAGCAUUGCUGUGCAUUAACAAAUGGAGAUAGAGAGACACAAAAAGUGGGUUUUGUCGUCCAAGGAAAUAAACUUCCCUUAUCCUCUUGGAUUGACUCUACUUCACAUGGUCUUCUCCUCUGUCUUGUGCUUUUUACUCACGAAAGUUUUUAAGAUUUUGAAGGUUGAGGAAGGAAUGACUGUAGAAAUAUACGUGACAUCGGUAAUACCAAUAAGUGCAAUGUUUGCAAUGACUCUUUGGCUGGGAAAUACUGCCUACAUGUAUAUUUCUGUUGCAUUUGCACAAAUGUUGAAAGCAAUCAUGCCGGUAGCUGUUUUCAUUCUUGGAGUAGCAGCAGGACUUGAGGUAAUGAGCGGCAGAAUGCUGUUGAUCAUGUCAGUGAUAAGCUUUGGUGUUCUUGUGGCUUCUUACGGUGAAAUAAAUAUCAGCUGGAUUGGAGUAGUUUAUCAGAUGGGAGGAGUUGUUGGGGAAGCUUUAAGACUUAUUUUUAUGGAGAUUUUUGUUAAAAGGAAGGGUCUCAAAUUAAACCCAAUAUCUCUCAUGUACUAUGUUAGCCCGUGCAGUGCUGUUUGCCUAUUCAUUCCAUGGAUCUUUUUGGAGAAAUCAAAGAUGGAAGAAAAUAGCUCAUGGAACUUUCCCCUGCUUGUGCUAACACUCAACUCUCUGUGUACUUUUGCCCUCAACUUAUCAGUUUUCCUUGUGAUCACUCAUACAAGUGCCUUGACCAUUCGCGUUGCGGGAGUUGUCAAGGAUUGGGUGGUUGUCUUAUUGUCUGCCAUUAUUUUUGCUGAUACAAAGCUCACUCCUAUAAAUCUGGUCGGUUAUGCCAUUGCCAUAGCCGGUGUAGCGGCAUAUAAUAAUCACAAGUUAAGAAAGGAAGUCUCUAAAAGCAACACUGACGAACCUGAAAGUUCUCAACCUAUACUAACGGCUGCACCAUCAAAUUCGGACAAGUAGAGAUGUCACAGAAGCAUUCAGACUAGUUAUUUUUGAGUGGCCGUUGCAAUUUACAUAUAGCUGGAUGGAACUCUAUGCAUUGUUUGAGAUUACGGUUUGUAGAAGCCUCGGUGGUUAAGUGCUUCCCUGUUUGUUAUCAUCGUUGCAGUUGCUCCUGUGGCGGUGUAAAUUUUGUGACGGUUUGAAGCAGAACUGCGAUUCAAAGUAUAAAGAUGAGAAAUUCACACAAUUGUAACAUCAUCACAGUGCUAGGCAUUUACUGUGGGCAUUUCAAAAGUUGAUGUACUUGUGCUAAUCAUAGAUGAUUUGUUUGCAAAGCAAGUGCCAUUGUCACUGUCAUAGAAACUCUUUGUUCAUAAAUUUCCCGAUAAUUCUUUAUAGCUCA
This is a messenger RNA of Pyrus x bretschneideri (Chinese white pear), 1898 nucleotides long. RefSeq names its product probable sugar phosphate/phosphate translocator At3g14410. The record is from RefSeq and is a predicted model, not a curated record. Gene Ontology annotation, cellular component: endosome; trans-Golgi network; Golgi apparatus. Gene Ontology annotation, molecular function: antiporter activity. The transcript has 9 exons. Bases 578 to 1513 code for a protein of 311 amino acids. NCBI's taxonomy places the organism in Eukaryota, Viridiplantae, Streptophyta, Magnoliopsida, Rosales, Rosaceae.